ACAUUGUUGGAACUGGCAGCAGAGAAGGGAGACCUCCAUUGAUGACUGCACCAAUGAUGGAGGAGGACCGUAGUCACAUGACUGAGAAGAUACUAAACCUCACCCUGGAGAUCAUCUACCUGCUGACCGGAGAGAGUUUUCCUCUUCUGAAAUCUGGUGAUCAUGUGACCAUCACAGUGCCUCCGUGUGACUCCUCAAAACCCGAGAGACCCAACAUGAAGAAGAUUCUAGAAGUCACCAAGAAGAUCACUGAGCUGCUGACGGGAGAGAGCGGAGACCUCGGGGAUUAUAAUAUUGUUGUGAAAGAAGAAUAUAAAGAGGAGGAUGAGGAGUACGGGGUGACGGAGGAACCUCCUGAAGGACACAAGGAGGUUAUGAGAAGGCCACGUAGAAAGAGGAACCCACCAGAGAAAUGUCCCCGUCCUCUGUAUUCCCGGGACUCCACCCAGGAAGAUCUCACCAUCACCCGCCAUGGUCAGGGUGAAGAUCUGAUGAAGAUGAAAGUUGAGGGUGAAGUAGAAGAGACGUAUGUGAGGGAUGAUCAGCGAUAUACGGAGGAGGAGGCCGGAAUGAUGAGGACUUCCAUAGAGGAGGACACGCCUACACAGAUCAGCACAGGACACGCCAUGGAGGAACCCUCAAAGGAUCCUCUGACUUUAUCUCCAGGUUGUAAGAUGGAAGAUGAGGACAUCACAGCAGAUUGUGCGGGAGAAGAGACAAUGAGCUCCGCUAUGGAUGGUGGACCUCACAGUGUGGAUGGAACACAGAAUCCCUCUGACUCUGAGCAACCUCGUCCGGUGGGGGGUGGUGCCGGAAUUCAGGGGAAGAAAACAUUUCCCUGUCCUGAGUGCGGGGAAAGUUUUCGGUCUGAGUUACGUCUUUGCAUACAUCAGAGAACACACACGGGUGGGGAGCUUCAUUCCUGUCCUGAGUGCGGGAAAAUCUACCUUUGCAAGUCCGCACUGAACACUCAUUACAGAUCUCACACCGGGGAGAAACCGUACACCUGCCUUGAGUGCGGGAAAUGUUUUUCACGCAGAUCAGACCUAGUUAUACACGAAAGAUCUCACACAGGGGAGAGGCCAUAUUCUUGCCCUGAGUGCGGGAAACGGUUUUCACAGAAGACCAGCCUUUACAGACAUAAGAGAUUGCACACGGGGGAGAAGCCAUAUUCCUGCCCUGAGUGCGGGAAAUGCUUUUCACAGUUAUCCCUUCUUAACACCCAUCAGAGGUCACACACAGGAGAGAAGCCAUACUCCUGUCCUGAGUGCGGAAAAGGUUUUACACGAAAUUUUACGCAGAAAUCAGACCUUGUUAUACAUCAAAGAUCUCACACAGGGGAGAGGCCGUAUUCCUGUCCCAAGUGCGGAAAAAGUUAUAUACACAAAUCAGACCUUGUUAGACAUCAAAGAUCUCACUCGGGGGAAAAGCCGUAUUCCUGCCACGAAUGUGGAAAAUGUUUCUCACGGAACUUUAGUCUUACUAGACAUCAGAUUUGCCACACGGGAGAAAAGCCAUUUUCCUGCCUUGAGUGUGGGAAAUGUUACACAUGGAAAUCAGACUUUGUCAUACAUCAGAGGUCUCACACAGGGGAGAAGCCGUAUUCCUGCCCUGAGUGCGGGAAAUGUUUCUCACAGAAGUCUUGUUUUACCAAACAUCGGAGAACCUGUCGGGUAUUGGAACCAGAUUAUGAUUGA
Messenger RNA from Nanorana parkeri, 1697 nucleotides. Its product is annotated as oocyte zinc finger protein XlCOF7.1-like. Lineage: Eukaryota; Metazoa; Chordata; Amphibia; Anura; Dicroglossidae. Bases 42 to 1697 code for a protein of 551 amino acids. The record is from RefSeq and is a predicted model, not a curated record. The transcript is spliced from 7 exons.